Molecule: messenger RNA, 429 nt
Organism: Talaromyces rugulosus
Lineage: Eukaryota; Fungi; Ascomycota; Eurotiomycetes; Eurotiales; Trichocomaceae
Exons: 4
Coding region: 1-429 (142 amino acids)
Biological process (GO): DNA-templated transcription
Cellular component (GO): RNA polymerase III complex; RNA polymerase I complex
Molecular function (GO): protein dimerization activity; DNA binding; DNA-directed RNA polymerase activity
Source: RefSeq, a predicted model, not a curated record
AUGCCUUCAGCCCAACCCGAAGAACAAGACCAAUCCAUGGUCGAUGUCGAUGUCGUCGACGAAGUGCCAGAAGAGGAAAUCGACGAGGACAAGGAAAUCGAAAUCGAAGAGAACAGAGUGACUGUUCUAUCCGGUGCCACCGAAACAGCAGCGUCGUUUCAAUUCAAAGAUGAGGGUCAUACGCUUGGGAAUGCUCUCCGAUAUGUGAUUAUGAAAAACCCCGCUGUCGAAUUCUGCGGCUACACAAUUCCACACCCUUCAGAAGCAAAAAUGAACCUCCGCAUUCAGACAUAUGAAAACACCACCGCCGUGGAAGCUCUCGAAAAAGGCCUCGAUGAUCUGAUGGACCUGUGCGACGUCGUCACCGACAAAUUCACCAUCGCUCGCGAUAAUUUUAAUGCUACAAAGGCUGAUCAGAUGGCUGUUUGA